CACCCUAGUAUAGUGUAUUUUUGUGAAUGGAUUGGAAAAGUUGUGUCAAUUACGAGGAAUAAAAAAUAUUUUAUGGAAUAAAUACAAAAAAUCUUAAGAAAAUUUAACGUCAAGCUAAAAAUUAGGACAUUUACAAGCUACUCAUUAACAUUAUUAGCAAAUAUUUAAUAUAUUUAAGUGCAUUUACGUGGAAGUAUUGAAGCUUGGCAGUUGUAGAAAUAAUACACACAAUAAGUACGAGUUAAAUUAAACCAGCAUUCUUCGGGGUGUGUACGCUUGUUGUUGUGCGAAUUCAAUACAUUUCUCACCCUUUCCUGUUUGUGUUUUGUUGCAACUUCUGGUGCUGUGCCUCAAGUUUUUUUGCUGCUGCAGAAGAGGUCUUGCAUUUUGCUUAAGCCAGGCUUAUUAUUGUACUAAGUGGUUGUUGAUUUAAAAAUGGUCAAUGUACCACCAAUACCACCAUUAUUAUGCAGUACACCACCGCCCAUUGAUUUUGGUGAAGAUGAUGAAUAUGUGGAUGAAUUACCGCCCACUCUUGACGGUGUGGUCGACGAUGAUUUUGGUGACUUUCUUACCGUUGAUGAUGCAAAUACCAAUGAACCUCUGCCUUCACCACGACCACCUUCGGUAUGUGAUUUACCAGCAGUCAGUAUUUACGAUGGCUUAAUACCGCCCCCAGAAGAAAACCUUAAAAAUCACGCAACAAUACCCUCGUCACCAACGCCACCACCAACACCAGAAGAUAGUAAAAUAAGCAAAAAUUCUAAAAAUACCACAAAAUCUAUAAACAUAACUGAGGCAUUUAAUUUUAAAGUAAAAAGUACAUACGAAGAGGAAUCUAAAACCCUUGAACCAAAAGGGGAAAGCAAUAAUUCCUCAAUGGAAACUAAAGCAACAGAUGGCCAACCUAACACAGAAAGUCUACAAAUAGAAACAAAUGAUUUAGAAAAACUAAAUAGUCAAAUGGAAAGCCUAGACAUAAUUCAAAAUCCAACAGCUACCCCCGGUUUAAGUAAAAAUGUAAAAGAUUUAACCAUUGAAACUUCAAACAAUGAAGCCAAAUGUAAUAGUAAUAAAACGAAUCUAAACUGUAUGCAAAAUAUGGUGUCCAUUGAGGAUAUAGAAGAUGAUUUAAGUGAUGACGAAUUGUAUUCACCAAAAACACCGAAAAAUUUUAUUGAAACUGAUAAUUUAAAUGAUUAUUUUAAAAUCGAGGAGAUAAAAACAACCACGAACACGGGGAAUUUAACAAAAGUUAAUUCUAAGGAUGUAGAUGCUAAAUCUUUGGAUUCUUUAGACAAUAAUGAAUCUGCCUCCAUUGGAAAUGAUAAUGACAAUGAAUUUAAGUCAUUCUCCAGCAAUAGUUUUAUGCAAAACAAUUACGAUAUGCCGCCACCAUUGCAGGACGAUACGAACAGUAUCGAUGAUGAUGAUUUUGGAGAUUUUGCAGAUUUUCAAGAUUUUCAAGAUUUCAGUACGUCCGUGACACCUGCAGAAACUCAAUAUUUUGUUAACAAUACAGUACCUGUCAGUGACAUUAAUAACAAGCAACAACAUAAUGACGAUUUAGAAUUUAAUGGUUUUAAUGAUUUUAACAAUUAUAAUACAACUAGGGAAACUACAAAUGUAAAUACUAAUAACGAAAAACAGGAAGAUGUUGAAGAAAAUAACACCUUAAAAGAUUCUAAAGCGGAAGAGUCGGAUAAAUUUGAACUGUAUACUUCACACUCUAACGCAUUACCCGACAGCAUAGAAGAACGUUCCAAACAAUAUACUUUAGCAAACGAAAUUAUAACUCAGGAAAUGCCACAAGAUAAUAAUAGUAAAAACAUUAAUAAAGUAUCAUCAACUGUUGAAAACCCCUCAGAAGAUUUUAAUGAAGAAAAUAAAGAAAGAUCCCAUUUAGAUAAUAGUUUUGGUGAUUUUAAUUCAGCCACAGUUAACAAAGGACAUGAUAAUGACGAGGAUGAUUUCGGUAAUUUUGCUGAAUUUUCUAAGCCUACUCAAAAUUUGCUUAGAGAAAAUACAGAAGUUUUAAAAAAUAUUGAGGAACCAAAGGAAUGUUCCCCAAAUACUACAAAUGAUGAGGAAUUUGAUGAUUUUGCCGAUUUCGAAUCGCAUGAAGUAAACCUCAAUACGGAGCAAACAGCUAAUGAAGCUCAUACUUUUACUAAUAAUGAGGAUCACAAUGUUCCAGAACUAAAUGACGUGGAAGAAGAUGAUGAUGAUUUUGGUGAUUUUAAUACAGCCCAACCCAUAACACCAACUGCCUCUAGCCUAACACUAACAAAAACUAGUCAAAAUAUCACCGCAGCAACAACGGCUUUACCACCAACACAUAAUCUCAAUGAACGCAUAUCGAAAAUUUUACAAUUAAUGUUUACUCCGGCCAUAACUCAAGCAGCUGAUGAAAGUGCCGAUGAACUUAAAACCGAUAAAAUACAAGAUAUACCCUUCACAUCCAUUGAUGCGGCAAAAGCUUUAGAAUAUCAAUGGUUAAACUCGGAUACACGUCAUUCGUUUAUAAGAGCUUUGGGAAUAGACUCGAGAAAUAUUCUUUUUGGUGAAAAUUGGAAUCCUUCAUUGCCCCGUUUUGCAGCUAAUCUGAGUUUUAAUCCUUUAAAACCUAUGAAACCUGUACAAUCCUCUAGCAGUGCAGCUGAUUCUAAUACAAUGUUAGAGCCCAUACCAAUCAUCUCAGAGUCAACUAAAACUUUGGAUGUAACAGGCAGCGUUAAAAAGGAGUCUUUCGAUUUGGAUUGGAAACCAACAAAUACUCAAGAGCAAACAACAGAAGCUUUUAAAGAAACUACUGUAACACCCGUAGCACAGUCUGCAACUCCAAUAACCUCAGUACCUCCUGUAACCAAUGAACCGUCACCAGCAGAACCUGUAUCGUUAACAAUUUUUGAAAAUCCUCUUGAAAAUGAGGAUAAAUUUUCUAAAACUCCACCCAUUAGUGAAAUGGAAUCUAUACCAACUUUUUCGUCUCCCCUACCUACAAACAACUUGGACAUGGAAUUGGAAGCCUCACAGAAUGCUGGCAGCAAUCUUGACGAUUUCGUUAUGAAAGAUAUUGAAGAUAAUUUGAAAAAUACCCUUAACAUAAAUGAAGUUGUGGUAACAUCUACUUUCACAGGAUCAUUUAAAGAAACUCACAUUUAUACACCACCCAAAACGAGUGAUUUUGAAGUGAAAACUACAACAGGAGCCUCUACGACAUCGUCAUCACCUUCGAAAGUUUCCCCUAUAGAUUUCGAUUACGAAAAGGCUGCCAUGGGUGUUAUAAUAAACGAAACUGUAGUUAAAAAGGAAUAUAGAGAUGUGGAAUAUAAUCCACCUUUUAGCAUGGAAUCUCUCAGUAAAUCUGUCACAAAUAAAAGUGAAAUGUUUGAAUCUAAUUAUCCCAACAACAGCAAUACAAACAAUAUCAUCGCUGAAACAGAUGUUGCAGUGGGGGAUGAACAGGAAUCUAGUGAUGAUUUUAGCGAAUUUCAAUCAGUACCAACUGAAGUAAUUAUGCCAACAACGAAACCGGUGGCUGUUAACAAUACAAAACCUUUAGAAGUACCUAAACCAACUACAGUUUCUCACGGUGGUAUGAUCUUAAGUCCAGCCAUUUUAAUACCUCAGGCCAUAUCCCUGGAACAGCAGAAACCAAAAAUAGAAUGGGGUGAUUCUACAGCCACUAUAAAUCCUGAAGAAUUGGCACGCAUUGAGGAGUUAUUCCCAGAGCCUAAAUCACUUAAAUCCUCUAAUGGCUCAAAUUCAUCACAAAAAUCAACUCCUACCCACCAAGUGGCCUCCACACCCUCCAUAAGUGCCACCGUAGCCAAUAAGGAGUUGGAAGGCAAUCUUAAUGAUGACGAUGAUGACUGGUCAGAUUUUGUUUCAGUAACCGUUACAAAUAAUGCAUCUGCGAAUAGAUUGGCAAACAAUAAUAAUAUUUUGGCCAAAAGUCCAGCUGGGUCGCCUUUUAAACAAAGAUCUCCUGUAGUAAACCAUAGAAUGCCUCCUGCCACACACCACAACAAUUCCAAUAAUGAUGACGAAUGGUCGGACUUCGUUUCGAGUGCUCCGCCCUCACAGCAGUCUGCCUCAUAUCGAAUUCCUCAGUUUAAUAGUGGUGCCUGGCAGAAUGCUAAUUUCUAUAAUAAUCCCUUAAGUAUGUAUCACAAGGGACCCUUAAAUGUCCCCUCAACAGCUCCAGCAACUAAUCCAACUCAAAAAACUCUUUACAACAACAAUAAUAACUACAACAUCUCUCAACAGCCAUACCAAAUAACAAAUAAUUUACCAUCUCUUAUGGUGGGCAACAACCAACAAAUGCAGCAACCACCCAAUAAUGUCUAUCAGCAACAAAUACAUGUUAUGCAAAACUUCUCAACAGCACCAGUACCUACUCCUGAACGCCUUUCGGCAGCAGCAAACGCCGCCAAAAACAAUCAAUUCCAAUCUAUAGGCUCCGCGAAAGUAGCACCAAGUAUAGCCCUAAUACCAGACUUGGGGUUUGUAGCACCAGCCAUACCCACUCACACCUCGUUCAUCAAUUCUUUGCCCAAACCAAGUAUUAAUACGAAGAAAUGACGUUUGCUCAAUCACAAUCAAACUACACACAAUCACCACCAACAACAACAACUUAACAGCCAAAAUUCCCAACAGCAACAACAACAUUCCCAUUCAAUGAAUCGUUUUCGAAAGACGACUGCGUUGACAACGACCGCCAUGAUGUCGAAAAAUCCGUACCGUUCCAAUAAUGCAAAUGUAUGUGUGUCUAGUUACAGUGAUGAUAUUCUAAUAUAGAACCAAAUUUAAACAAAAAGGAAAAACAGAAACAUAAAUGAUAAUUAGUCCUUAGUCCUUAACUCUCAAUGUGUGUGUAUACUUUUUAACUUGAAUUUGUUUUAACUUAGUUUAGUAUUAACAGAUUUAAAAAGUUUUGUAUAAAGAGAAAAUUGUUUAGUCUGGACAACUUGCUCGUUAUAAUAAAUACUUUUUAACAUUAAAAAAAAAUAAAACAAAAACAGAUCCUCCGCUAUUUAAUAAAACAUUUUAAAGGGAUCAUUUUACGUAUUUUUGUACUUAAUUGUUUUUUUUUUUUUUUUUAAGUUAAGUUUUUAUCCUUAACGCCUGUUUUAGUCUUGUUAAAACCAAAAAAAAACUGCAAAUGUUAUUUUUUGGCAUAAUUUAUUAUGUUUUUUAUUAUUAUUAUGUAUUAAUAUUAAUAUUCGCUUUAGAGUAAAGAGAUUGUAAAUAUUAUAAUCACUAAUUAUUUUUAAUAGUCUUUAGCAAGUUUAAGAGAAAAUGUGUUUGUUUGUUUCCUUGUUUCAAUCAAAUGUACGAUUUUGUUCGUUCUUUUUUUGAAAGCGAAAAUUUAAUGUAAAUUAUGAUUUUUAUUUGUUUUAAAACAUAUGUAUAACCAAAAGUAAUCAUCAAC
Messenger RNA from Lucilia sericata (common green bottle fly), 5437 nucleotides. It is a transcript of the gene Afti, whose product is annotated as aftiphilin. The transcript has 5 exons. The coding region runs from base 436 to 4587 and encodes 1383 amino acids. NCBI's taxonomy places the organism in Eukaryota, Metazoa, Arthropoda, Insecta, Diptera, Calliphoridae. Gene Ontology annotation, molecular function: clathrin binding. The record is from RefSeq and is a predicted model, not a curated record. Gene Ontology annotation, cellular component: trans-Golgi network membrane; AP-1 adaptor complex. Gene Ontology annotation, biological process: intracellular transport.